Molecule: messenger RNA, 2593 nt
Organism: Phragmites australis (common reed)
Lineage: Eukaryota; Viridiplantae; Streptophyta; Magnoliopsida; Poales; Poaceae
Product: protein SHORT-ROOT 2-like
Biological process (GO): leaf development; negative regulation of mitotic cell cycle; asymmetric cell division
Cellular component (GO): nucleus
Molecular function (GO): sequence-specific DNA binding; DNA-binding transcription factor activity
Source: RefSeq, a predicted model, not a curated record
CACUCCACCUCAGCCAGUAAAAGGUAGAAGAAUCCCACUAAGAACAGCACUCUCUCUCCCCUCAUCGAUCUGAACGAAAGCACACGCACAACCAUCCAGAAGAGAGAGGUUAGUGACAUAGAGAUGGGGAGAGGUAGAUAGAGAGAAGAGAGAGAAAUGGGGUACUAAAAAAUUAACCUGAACUCGUAGCACUGGCAUAAACCAAUAGUAAAAGAGUAGUGGUAGCCAUGCUUUUGCUGUUAUAAGUUAUAACCCACCACUGUGUAUGUGUAAUAGUAGCAACUGUAGUACCAAAUGCCAGGCCACCAUCAAGGUAGCAACUACCCUUAUCUAGCUCAGUUGCAGUUGCACCCCACAGCAUAUGUUAAUUGGCUCCUGGAGCAGGUGGUUUAGGUUUAGAUUUAGAUGGAUACAUUGUUUAGGUUGGUUAGCCUCCACCAGCAUCACCAGCAACCACAAGCACACUCGACCUCGCCGGACCAGCACCACCAGCAACAGUCGCCCUACAGCUCCCACUCCUCGCGGAGCACCAACUCCACCGGCUCCCCCUCCUCCACCUCCCCACACCAGUACCACCACUAUUACUCCCACUCCCACUUCCACUCCCACAGCAGCAGCAGCAGCAGCAACAGCUACUACUACCCCGCCGGCAGCGGCAGCGGUGGACAAGGCGGGUAUUACUUCGAGCAGCAGCAGGCGCCGUACCAACAAGGAUGCGGCAACGACCACCGCUUUUACAUGGAUGAAGACUUCUCCUCCUCGUCCUCAUCCCGCCACAUUCAGUCGCGCGAGCCACCAGCGCCCACGCAGCCGCCCUCGUCGUCUCCGGCGCCCACGCCCACGCCGCCACCGUCGACGUCGUCCACCGUCGGGCAUGGGAUGUUUGAGGCGGCGAACUUCUCCUUCCCUUCGGUCGAUAUUCACCUCGACUUCAGCUCCCCUACAUCGUCCUCUGGCGUGGGCGGAGGGACAGCUUCGUCGUCGGGGGGCGGUGCUGGGAGGUGGGCAGCGCAGCUGCUGCUUGAGUGCGCGCGCGCGGUGGCUGUGCGCGACAGCCAGCGCGUGCAGCAGCUCAUGUGGAUGCUGAACGAGUUGGCGUCACCGUACGGAGACGUGGACCAGAAGCUGGCGUCCUACUUCCUCCAGGGUCUCUUCGCGCGCCUCACUACCUCCGGGCCGCGCACGCUGCGGACGCUCGCCGCGGCGUCCGAUCGGAACACGUCGUUUGAGUCCACGCGUCGCACGGCGCUCAAGUUCCAGGAGCUGAACCCGUGGACGUCGUUCGGACACGUUGCCGCGAACGGGGCCAUACUCGAGUCGUUCCUUGAGGCGGCGGGUGCAUCCUCUUCCUCGUCGUCGUUAUCUUCACAGCACCCGCGGCUGCACAUCCUGGACCUGAGCAACACGUUCUGCACGCAGUGGCCGACUAUGCUCGAAGCGCUGGCCACGCGGUCGUCGGACGACACGCCGCACCUGUCCAUCACCACCGUGGUGCCCACUGCCGCGCCGUCCGAGGCCGCGCAGCGCGUAAUGCGGGAGAUCACGCAGCGCCUCGAGAAGUUCGCGCGGCUGAUGGGCGUGCCUUUCAGCUUCCGCGCCGUGCACCACGCGGGGGACCUUUCCGAGCUCGACCUUGACGGUCUCAACCUCCACGAGGGCGGCGCCACCACCGCGCUCGCGGUCAACUGCAUCAACGCGCUGCGCGGGGUCGCACCCGGCGGCUCGCGCCGUCGUGACGCGUUCGUCGCGUCGCUCCGCCGGCUUGAUCCGCGCGUGGUCACCGUCGUAGAGGAGGAGGCUGACCUUGCGGCGUCCGAGUCGGGCGCGUCGGCCGAGGAAACUGGCAAUGAGGCGGCGUUCAUGAAGGUGUUCGGCGAAGGCCUUCGGUUCUUCUCGGCGUACAUGGACUCGCUCGACGAGAGCUUCCCGAAGACAAGCAAUGAGAGGCUUGCUCUGGAGAGGACAGCCGGGCAUGCCAUUAUAGACCUCGUGUCCUGCCCAGCGUCAGAAUCCGCUGAGAGGCGAGAGACGGGGGCGUCCUGGGCGCGACGCAUGCGGUCAGGCGGCUUCUCUCCGGUGACGUUCAGCGACGACGUCGCCGAUGACAUGCGGUCGUUGCUGCGCCGGUAUCGGGAGGGAUGGUCCUUGCGAGAGCCAGACACGGACGACGGUGUGGCGGCGGGGGUUUUCCUUGCAUGGAAGGGGCAGCCCGUCGUCUGGACAAGCGCGUGGAGGCCAUGAGAUCGAGUGCAGCAAAACUGGAUGUGUGCAUGCAUGCAUUGCUUCUCUCGUGCGAAUGGGAAGCAAGUAGCGUGCGUUUUGUUUCUUUCACUUGGUUCUUCGCACGUGUUUACCAGUUUACUUAGGUUUUUCAAGAAGCAGCGUAAGUAUGUAGGGAGAAGCUAAGUUUCUAGAAAUUUGGGCGGGAUUGACAUUGUUGCGGUGCAUGCAUAUCUGACUGAGAGAUGAUUGUUGGAUGUGUAGACUCUUCUAAUACUCCAUAGAUUUUUGCGGCCAUCAGCAAGGUGUUGGUAUCACGACUUACUUGAUCUGUUACUUCGAUUAUUUUUUUCUCCAUUGAUUUGUAUCUUUU